Colius striatus (speckled mousebird) is the source of this 2180-nucleotide messenger RNA. It is a transcript of the gene RNH1, whose product is annotated as ribonuclease/angiogenin inhibitor 1. Gene Ontology annotation, molecular function: protein binding. Bases 83 to 1453 code for a protein of 456 amino acids. Lineage: Eukaryota; Metazoa; Chordata; Aves; Coliiformes; Coliidae. Gene Ontology annotation, cellular component: cytoplasm. The record is from RefSeq and is a predicted model, not a curated record. The transcript is spliced from 10 exons.
CGGCAGCAGGAAGGCGUCAGCUCUGCCCUCUUCACUCCCCGCAGAGCGCCGAGAAGAACGAGGUAUUACCUCAACUGUCAAGAUGGAGCUUGACAUCCAGUGUGAAGAGAUGAGCCCAUCUAGAUGGGUGGAGCUUCUUUCCACCAUGAAAUCCUGCAAAAGCAUCAGGCUGGAUGACUGCAACCUCUCCAGCAGUAACUGUAAGGAUCUCUCCUCCAUCAUCAAUACGAAUCCAUCCCUCACAGAGCUGAAGCUGAACAACAAUGAACUUGGUGAUGCAGGCAUUGAAUACCUGUGUAAAGGGUUGCUGAUGCCAAGCUGUAGCCUGCAGAAGUUAUGGCUGCAGAACUGCAACCUGACGAGUGCCAGCUGUGAGACUCUGCGCUCAGUCCUCAGCGCGCAGCCUUCCCUGACAGAGCUGCACGUGGGUGAUAACAAACUGGGAACUGCUGGAGUCAAGGUGCUGUGUCAAGGGAUCAUGAACCCCAACUGUAAACUACAGAAGCUGCAGCUGGAGUAUUGUGAACUCACAGCCGACAUUGUAGGAGCUCUCAACGCCGCUCUGCAGUGCAAGCCCACCCUGAAAGAGCUCAGCCUGAGUAACAACACGCUGGGAGAUAUGGCUGUAAAGCAGCUGUGCCGGGGACUGGUGGAAGCAAGCUGCAACCUAGAGCUACUACACCUGGAGAACUGUGGCAUCACCAGUGAUAGCUGUCAGGAGAUCAGUGCUGUUCUCAGUAACAAGCCCUCCCUGGUAGAUCUCUCCGUGGGGGACAACAAGAUCGGGGACUCUGGUCUGGCUCUGCUGUGCCAAGGACUGAUGCACCCUAACUGCAAAAUCCAGAAGCUAUGGUUAUGGGACUGUGAUCUCACAAGUGCUAGCUGUAAAGAUGUCUCCAGGCUCAUCAGUACAAAAGAGACCCUCACAGAGAUCAGUCUGAUAGACAAUAACCUGAGAGACUCGGGGAUGGAAAUGCUGUGCCAGGCACUGAAGGAUCCUAAAUCCAGACUCCAGGAGCUAUGGAUUAGGGAGUGCGGGCUCACUACUGCUUGCUGCAAGGCCAUCAGCUCUGCUCUCAGUGUAAACAAGCACUUGAAAGUACUGCACAUGGGUGAGAACAAGCUGGGAGAUGCGGGUGUUGAACUCCUGUGUGAAGGGCUCCUGCACCCCAACUGUAACAUCCAGUCCCUGUGGCUGGGGAACUGCGAUCUCACAGCAGCCUGCUGCUCAACCCUUGCCACCCUUGUGGCCACCAAGCAGUGCCUUACCGAGCUGGACCUGAGCUACAACUCCCUGGAAGAUGAAGGUAUCAGGAAGAUCUGUGAAGCAUUGAGGAAUCCCAACUGCAACAUGCAGCAGUUAAUUUUGUAUGACAUUUUCUGGAGUUCUGAGGUGGAUGAUGAACUGAGAGCCCUGGAAGAGUCCAAGCCUGAAAUGAAGAUCAUUUCAUGAGGGGUGGCUGCCUGCAGAGCAACGUCAAAGCAACAUCCUCUUCUUAAUCUGAACUUUUUCAUAUGUAAAGCUAAUUAAUUUAAUAGAGAGUUUGCUUGUACCAAAAAUGUUUGUGGAUUCCCUGAGCAGGUGUCUGGGGAGCUGGUCCAUCUGUGUGUCUCCGGAUGUCCAAAUGCCGAGGCCCAUGAAGGUGUUGUACAUUUUCACUGCAGCAUUACGAUCCGUGAAGUAAACUAUUACUGGGCAUCUUCUAGAUUUGGGUCUCGACCUUUUAGGAGCUCUGUAAUACUAUAAUCUCUUCUAAUGCAUUAGUGAGGCUUUCAAGAGAGCUCCUCUCCAAAGGCAGGAGGAGAACUGCCUGCUGUAUUACCAGGUGGUGAUUUUGCCAGUUCUCUGGGGAAGGCUCUUCAAAAAAAUCUGAUGUUUUUUAGUCUUAAGGUGAAGCUCUCCCCUGCCUUUCCCUAGAAGAGGGCUUGGAAAAGUAGUGAUGGCCAAGGCACUAGAGAAGGAAGAAAUGAGCAGCUCAUCAGCUGCCUAACUUCAAAACUGGUGUCCCUUGAAAAGUGAUUUUGCUACGAUCAGAAGAGGCUGUGUGCAUUUCUCCUAGUACAGGAAAAGAUGAAAUGGUUUGAUAUGUUUGCUCUGGCAAGAGUGGUUCUACAGGAACUUUAUUAAAAUCUAUUUGCAAGUAAUUAAAUGCUUCAUCUUUCUACUUAUAAAAAGAAAA